CCCCUCAGCCCGUGGCUCACUUCUCCAGCCCAAACAGGGCCUUGCCCAGCACUUGCAGGGUUGACAUCUCUGGCCAGGAGUCAAAGCUCCUGUGUUCUGUUCGAGGUGAGUGCCUCCUCAGUUUCCCCUCAGGAGGAGCAAACCUUGCAGUGGGACUGUCAGUGCCCAUCUUAAUGCCAGUCUGUCUCUCUGUCGUCUCUCUGUCCUAGGGCUCCCGGGGCCGGCUGCGGGGUGGCUUGGGCUGGGAGUCCAGCCUCCGCCAGCGGCCCAUGCCGCGCCUCACCUUCCAGGCGGGGGACCCCUACUACAUCAGCAAGCGCAAGCGGGACGAGUGGCUGGCACGCUGGAAAAGGGAGGCUGAGAAGAAAGCCAAGGUGAUUGCAGUAAUGAAUACUGUGGAGGAAAACCAGGGGUCUGGCGAGUCUCAGAAGGUGGAGGAGGCCAGCCCUCCUGCAGUGCAGCAGCCCACCGACCCUGCAUCCCCCACCGUGGCCACCACACCUGAGCCCGUGGGGGCGGACGCUGGGGACAAGAACACCACCAAAGCAGCCGACGAUGAGCCGGAGUACGAGGACGGCCGGGGCUUUGGCAUUGGGGAGCUGGUGUGGGGGAAACUUCGGGGCUUCUCCUGGUGGCCAGGCCGCAUUGUGUCUUGGUGGAUGACGGGCCGGAGCCGAGCAGCUGAAGGCACCCGCUGGGUCAUGUGGUUUGGAGACGGCAAGUUCUCGGUGGUGUGCGUUGAGAAGCUGAUGCCGCUGAGCUCCUUCUGCAGUGCUUUCCACCAGGCCACCUACAACAAGCAGCCCAUGUACCGCAAAGCCAUCUACGAAGUCCUGCAGGUGGCCAGUAGUCGCGCGGGGAAGCUGUUCCCAGCAUGCCAUGACAGCGACGAGAGCGACACAGCCAAGGCCGUGGAGGUGCAGAACAAACAGAUGAUCGAGUGGGCUCUCGGAGGGUUCCAGCCCUCUGGCCCCAAGGGCCUGGAGCCACCCGAAGAAGAGAAGAACCCCUACAAAGAAGUUUACACAGACAUGUGGGUCGAACCCGAGGCAGCUGCCUAUGCACCACCCCCACCCGCCAAAAAGCCCCGAAAGAGCACAACGGAGAAGCCUAAGGUCAAGGAGAUAAUUGACGAACGCACAAGAGAGCGGCUGGUGUACGAGGUGCGGCAGAAGUGCCGGAACAUCGAGGACAUUUGCAUCUCUUGUGGGAGCCUCAACGUCACCCUGGAACACCCUCUCUUCAUCGGAGGAAUGUGCCAAAACUGUAAGAAUUGCUUCCUGGAGUGUGCGUACCAGUACGAUGAUGAUGGCUACCAGUCGUACUGCACCAUCUGCUGUGGGGGGCGCGAGGUGCUCAUGUGCGGGAACAACAACUGUUGCAGGUGCUUCUGUGUGGAGUGUGUGGACCUCUUGGUGGGGCCAGGGGCUGCCCAGGCAGCCAUCAAGGAGGACCCCUGGAACUGCUACAUGUGUGGGCACAAGGGCACCUACGGGCUGCUGCGGCGGCGGGACGACUGGCCCUCGCGGCUCCAGAUGUUCUUCGCCAAUAACCACGACCAGGAAUUUGACCCUCCGAAGGUGUACCCACCUGUCCCAGCCGAGAAGAGGAAGCCCAUCCGGGUGCUGUCUCUAUUUGACGGAAUUGCUACAGGGCUUCUGGUGCUGAAGGACUUGGGAAUUCAGGUGGACCGCUACAUCGCCUCAGAGGUGUGUGAGGACUCCAUCACGGUGGGCAUGGUGCGGCACCAGGGGAAGAUCAUGUACGUCGGGGACGUCCGCAGCGUCACGCAGAAGCAUAUCCAGGAGUGGGGCCCGUUCGAUCUGGUGAUUGGGGGCAGUCCUUGCAAUGAUCUCUCCAUCGUCAACCCUGCCCGUAAAGGACUCUACGAGGGCACUGGCCGGCUCUUCUUUGAGUUCUACCGCCUCCUGCAUGAUGCGCGGCCCAAGGAGGGAGAUGACCGCCCCUUCUUCUGGCUCUUUGAGAAUGUGGUGGCCAUGGGCGUUAGUGACAAGAGGGACAUCUCGCGAUUUCUCGAGUCCAACCCUGUGAUGAUUGAUGCCAAAGAAGUGUCAGCUGCACACAGGGCCCGCUACUUCUGGGGGAACCUUCCUGGUAUGAACAGGCCGUUGGCAUCCACUGUGAAUGAUAAGCUGGAGCUGCAGGAGUGUCUGGAGCAUGGCAGAAUAGCCAAGUUCAGCAAAGUGCGGACCAUUACUACUAGGUCGAACUCCAUAAAGCAAGGCAAAGACCAGCAUUUCCCUGUCUUCAUGAAUGAGAAAGAGGACAUCUUAUGGUGCACUGAAAUGGAAAGGGUGUUUGGCUUCCCUGUCCACUAUACCGACGUCUCCAACAUGAGCCGCUUGGCGAGGCAGAGACUGCUGGGCCGGUCGUGGAGCGUGCCGGUCAUCCGCCACCUCUUCGCUCCGCUGAAGGAAUAUUUUGCUUGUGUGUAAGGGACAUGAGGGCAAACUGAGGUAGUGACACAAAGUUAAACAAACAAAAAACACAAAACACAAAACACCAACAACAUGAGGAUCGAGAGGAGUAUCAGCACCCAGAAGAGAAAAAGGAAUUUAAAACAGAAACCACAGAGUCGGAAGUACCGGAGGCUUUGCCUUGCACAAAGGGUUGGA
Messenger RNA from Neomonachus schauinslandi (Hawaiian monk seal), 2636 nucleotides. RefSeq names its product DNA methyltransferase 3 alpha (gene DNMT3A). The record is from RefSeq and is a predicted model, not a curated record. Gene Ontology annotation, biological process: negative regulation of DNA-templated transcription. The transcript has 18 exons. Bases 270 to 2456 code for a protein of 728 amino acids. Gene Ontology annotation, molecular function: DNA (cytosine-5-)-methyltransferase activity. Lineage: Eukaryota; Metazoa; Chordata; Mammalia; Carnivora; Phocidae. Gene Ontology annotation, cellular component: nucleus; cytoplasm.